AAGAAACACUGCCGUCUUUAUCCAACGAUGAGAUUCAAGAAAGUCGAGACAGAUAUAAAUCCAUGUUGAGAUACAACAUUGGGAAAUUGUGUCUUAAUAAAUAUUUACAGUUCAUUAGCUGAAUUUAAAGCUGCCUUUCGCGGUCUGCUGUCGGAUUUAAUUGAAAACUUCUGUCUUCGUUGCAGAUGGAGACAUCUUUACGUAGCCAAGCUGGCGGGGGUCUGGGGAACUGUCCUAAAGAAACCAUGUACAGCAAGGAGACUCAUGAAAUACUGAAAUUGAUGAUGCAAGAGUCGAGACUUACAAACUUCCAGCAAAGACAGAUCAAUGACAAACUGAAAAAGGGAGCAUCUCUGCCUCUGACUUGUAACCCAACAUCAUCUGCUCCUCCAUCACUGCCCAGACCGAAAAUUGUCAAAGACCGAACAAGCCGAACCCCAUCCAAGUCCCUGAGGCGUACCGCUGACAACUGUAGUUCUGGGGACAGCUACACCAGAGAAAGGUUCCGCCCCAGUGCUACUCGAGAUCUAGAGAAGGAGAAGAGGAGGCUCCAGAACAUUCUGGCUACAGGGCAGGAGGAGCCCAGACCCAGCCGACCCAGGAACAUUCCCCUGGACAAGGGCCCGGAGGAGAGGGAACGCUUCCAGGAGGUUCUGGACGAGAUUGAGGAGAGGAGGGAGUUUCUGCAGGAAGUGACUGCCCUGGGGAAACGGCAGCAGUACCAGAACAUCAUCAACACAGAAAUAUCACAGAAAAUCCGUGAGCUGGAGAUGAUCGACAAAGGCCGCAGUGCAGAGCUGAGGACUGCGCUGAUGUCAGAUCAGAUCGUGCCCAAGACUGAGUGACAGGAAAGGAACGCUGUCUACCCUGACUCAGCUAAAU
Molecule: messenger RNA, 882 nt
Organism: Esox lucius (northern pike)
Lineage: Eukaryota; Metazoa; Chordata; Actinopteri; Esociformes; Esocidae
Gene: c9h22orf23
Product: chromosome 9 C22orf23 homolog
Exons: 6
Coding region: 186-845 (219 amino acids)
Source: RefSeq, a predicted model, not a curated record